UGUUACGAUGUCUGGGAGAGGUAAAGGCGGAAAGGGGCUCGGGAAGGGGGGCGCUAAGCGCCACCGAAAGGUUCUGCGCGACAACAUCCAGGGCAUCACCAAGCCCGCCAUCCGGCGCCUGGCCAGACGCGGCGGAGUCAAGCGCAUCUCCGGCCUCAUCUACGAGGAGACCCGCGGGGUGCUCAAGGUCUUCCUGGAGAACGUGAUCCGGGACGCCGUCACCUACACCGAGCACGCCAAGCGCAAGACGGUCACCGCCAUGGACGUGGUCUACGCGCUCAAGCGCCAGGGCCGCACCCUCUACGGCUUCGGCGGCUAAUUAGUUCGUCGUCUUUCUCAUCAGC
Molecule: messenger RNA, 344 nt
Organism: Diceros bicornis minor
Lineage: Eukaryota; Metazoa; Chordata; Mammalia; Perissodactyla; Rhinocerotidae
Product: histone H4
Exons: 1
Coding region: 8-319 (103 amino acids)
Biological process (GO): nucleosome assembly
Cellular component (GO): nucleosome
Molecular function (GO): protein heterodimerization activity; structural constituent of chromatin; DNA binding
Source: RefSeq, a predicted model, not a curated record